AUGGUCCAGCUGUCCAAGGUUCUUACCGUUGUUGCGGCUUGCUUGGCUGCCCCCGCCGUUGCUCACCCCGGUGAGAAGCACGACCCGCAUGUCGUCAAGCGUGAGAUUCAUGCUCGCGAUGCCAUGGCUGCAGCAGCCAAGCGCUCGAUCGGAGGGUGUGAAAGCUCUCUGCAUGCGCGGGAGUUGAACAAGCGUAGCUUUGCCCGUCGUUCGCGGACGGUCAACCAGCUUCGUGAGAAGCGUGGCAUUACUGCUAGCCCUCAGAAAUGGCGCCGCGACCUAGCUGCGCUCGAGAAGUGGGAGGCCAUUGACCACAAUCAGACCCACGUCCUGAACUACAGCCCGGCCACCCCAGAGUCGAUGAUCUUCUCGGCCAACACCAGCUGCAUUCUGACUCCCACCGUCACCGAUGGCCCCUACUAUGUCUGGGGUGAGGUCAUGCGCCAGAAUGUCAAGGAGGAGAAAUAUUCGGACGGAGUGAAUGUCUUCCUGGAGGUGCAGUACAUCGAUAUCAACACCUGCCGGCCGAUCCCGCGUGCUCUGGUCGAUAUCUGGCAAGCCAAUGCCACUGGCGUCUAUAGCCAAGCUGACCAGAGUAGCGGCAUUUCCACGUCGGGUAACUACGCUGCCGACGGAUGGGACUCGACCUACCUGCGCGGGAUUCAGCAGACGGACCGUGAUGGCGUGGUCGAGUUCGAGACCAUCUUCCCUGGUCACUACGAUGGACGCGCUACGCAUACCCACCUGUUAACCCAUCUGAAUGCCACCCUUCUUCCCAACAAGACUCUCGAGGUGGCCACGGGCAGCGUGGCGCACAUUGGCCAGCUGUUCUGGAACGAAGCGCUGCGGACUGCCGCGGAAAAAACCUACCCCUACAACACCAAUACACAGGCCAUCACCUCGAAUGCGGAUGAUAUGUGGAGCAUCAUCCAGGCGGACAGCGCCUACGACCCCUUCCCCGAGUACAUCUACCUCGGUAACGAGCUGGACGACGGUCUGUUCGCCUGGAUCCAGAUCGGCCUCAAUGCUACUGCGGACUACUCCGACAACUCGUACUACAGCAUUGCCGCCUAUCUCGAGGCCGACGGCGGCCACCAGAACAGCGGUAGCACCACAUCAUUCACUGCCGGGAGCGGAUCUAACGGCACCAUACCUUCCGGCAGCGCCAGCCCCAGUGCCUCGGCAUGA
Penicillium canariense is the source of this 1188-nucleotide messenger RNA. RefSeq names its product intradiol ring-cleavage dioxygenase. NCBI's taxonomy places the organism in Eukaryota, Fungi, Ascomycota, Eurotiomycetes, Eurotiales, Aspergillaceae. The record is from RefSeq and is a predicted model, not a curated record. The transcript is spliced from 3 exons. Bases 1 to 1188 code for a protein of 395 amino acids. Gene Ontology annotation, molecular function: ferric iron binding; oxidoreductase activity, acting on single donors with incorporation of molecular oxygen, incorporation of two atoms of oxygen.